AUGGAGGUGAAGCGGUACCGGGCGGCGUAUUCGUUUGAUGCUCGUACAGAAAGGGAAUUGAGUAUAAGUGUAGGUGACUUUAUCGAUGUCGAGCAAAAGUCUAAUGGAGAAUGGCCAAAUGAUCAGCGUUGGAUGGUUGGAAUCAGUCAGAAAACUGGAAAGUCGGGAGAAGUACCUGGAAAUUAUUUGGAAUUUGUGGAAAUGUUAGCUCAUCAGCCCAAUUCGCGAAAUGCGGCUUCUCCCGUUGGAAGCCACGCCUCUAUCGAUAGACCAUUGACUCAAGUUCGCCCGAAACCUAAGCCACGUACUGUUUCUAUGCAUAGUAAACUGAACCAGAGGGUGCAACCGCAACCUGCUCCGCUUCGUUCUCUAACAGUGAGAAACGCUCCGCAAACUGUGACCACGCCUCCUGUUUCUGCACCUGCCAGGGGUGAACUUACCAGUUCAAGUGGUCCACAGCGGCCUCCCCGGUUACUUCGAGUCAGCAGUACUAGUUCUUCUGUACCUGCGAUUCCAAAGAGGCAGUCGUUUAAGUAUGCUGCUGCUCCUGGUGAAGACAGACGAGAGCACAGCAAAUCAGAAAGCUGCAUUGAAAUUCCUCCACCUGUUGCUCCUCGAAGGAAAGUAGAUGUAGUUGUUGAAGCAAAUGACUCUUCUGUAGUUUUGCCCAUGGAGCCUCCUCCUUUGGCUCCUCGACGACAACAACUUGAAACCAGUAAAACAGUCUCUACAGUUUCUGACAAUGUAGCUGAGCACGACUUAUUCGAGGCGCAUUUCCCGAAACCAACUUACUGCAAGCACUGUGACUGUUUUAUUUGGGGUCAUGGGAAGACUGGACUCAAGUGUUCAAAAUGUGACUUUGCUUGCCAUGUUGGAUGCAAAGAUGCUGCAAUUCAAAGUAAUUCUUGUACUCCCAAUGCUAAAGAUGGUUUUUAUGAUGAGGAGGAGGAAGAGGAAGUACAAGAGUACACUGACGUUGUUGAUUCUCACUUGGAAUGGAAAGUAAGUGACGUUCAAAAGUGGAUGGUUGCUAUCAACUUGGAGGAAUAUGCAUUUCUGUUUCUUGAAAAACAAAUUGAUGGAAAAAAUCUAGAUCAGCUAAAUGACAAGGGAUUGCAGGAAAUGGGAAUAUGGGAUCCUGUUCAUAGACAGAUGAUGAUGGAGACUAUAAAUGAGCUAUGCCGUGGAUCGUCAUCUGUGAAAUCUACACGUCCAUCAGCGGAUGAUGUUGAUACUCGUCGAAGUAGCUCAGAAGCAAUUCAGAAGAAGAAGAAUCGUUUGUCAGCAGCAUCAUUGUUUAGCAUGGGAACACAGGCGACGACUGAUAAACAUGUGAAUGGUCACAGUUUUAAGACGCACUCUUAUUCAAUGCCAACCUGGUGUGACAAAUGUGGCAAAUUUCUCUGGGGAUUAGUGAGGCAAGGAGUGCAGUGCAAAGAAUGCAGUUAUAAUUGUCAUCGUAUGUGCAUGACUGUUGCCGUACCUUACUGUGUGCCAAAGCCCAAAAAAGGCAAGCAAAAAGUGCCGAUGUUUGGUUCUGAGCUUGAAGAUGCAAUGAAAGAUCCUAAUUUAGAGGCACCUAUUAUAGUGAUCAAAUGCAUAGAAGCUGUUGACAAAAGAGGUCUAGAUGCUGAAGGUAUUUAUCGUGUGAGUGCCAGCCAGAUGGAUAUUAACAGAUUGAAACAAGCAUUUAAUGAUGAUCCAUACAAAGUCAACUUGGAUGACAGUCACUGGUCUGACAUUCACACAGCAUCUGGUUGUCUCAAAAUGUAUUUUAGGGAGUUACCAACACCGCUAUUUACAUACAACCUAUAUGAUGACUUUAUAUCAGCGGCAUCAGUAUCAGUAAGUGAAGAACUGAAAUAUGAAAGAAUUAAGGAAGUCAUCAGUAGAUUGCCAGAGCAAAAUCAAGAUGUUCUUACUGUGUUAAUGCAGCACUUAACAAGGGUUGUGCAGAAUGCAUCUGUAAACAUGAUGACAGCUCAUAAUCUUGCUGUUGUCUUUGGUCCAACUCUUCUUCGUCCUAGAUCAGAAGAUGUGAUGAAAGCUGUAGCAAACAGUGGCACUCACAUUACAAUUGUUGAAUUGUGUUUGACUCAGGGAUAUUGGUUGGAAGAAGAGGAUGAUGAAAUGGAUGCAUUGUAUGAACCACCAUCAGAAAUUUUGCAACGAAGAGCAAACAGAGAAAUGCAAUUGAAGUCUGGACUAAAGCCUUCUCCAACGCCUCCAAAAUCUAGACAGACAGCUAAUAACAAGUCUAUUUCAAAAGGUUCUGGUGAGUCGCAUUCUUUUGAUUUGACAGAAUGCCCUUGGUAUUGGGGAAGCAUAUCAAGAGACAGUGUAACUGAAAAACUUCGUGAACAGCCAGAUGGCUCAUUCUUAGUGAGAGAUGCACAGCAAGUUCGAGGAGAAUAUACUCUUACUGUCAGGAAGGGUGGGAUGAAUAAGUUAGUUCGCAUUCGGCAAGACAAGGGUCGGUAUGGUUUUUCUCUUCCAUUGACAUUUUCGUCAGUGCCUGAACUGAUCAUGCAUUAUCGGAGUCACUCACUGGCAUCGUAUAACCCACAACUCAACUUGUGUCUCAGUAACCCUGUCUCAAGAUUUGUAACGAGUCAAGGUGAAGACACAAGUCAAGAGGCUUCUGGCAUUGAGAUGUUGCUUGAAAGAUUGGGCAAGGCAACUGAUAAUUUUGAUGAAAAGAAUGCAGAGUACCUCGUGAUAUCUUCUCGUCUGGAAAAAGUGCAGAAGGACAUUGGGAAGUUGGAGAUUCAAAUUCGAGCUCAAAGUGAAAUUCAUCAGAUGCUUGGUGAACAGGUCCUUUUGUUGGAACAAAUGACAAAUCAAGUGACACUCAGUGAGAAAACCAGACUAAUAGACAACAGACGAUCAGUUGAACAGAAGAUGGUUGCUGCUCAUGACCGAAAGGGCAGUCUACACAGACAAUUUCAAGAGGGUCAGCAAAAACUCAGCCAACUUGAGAAGCAAAGAGAACAAAUUAAAGCUCAGAUACUGCAGUUCCAUAAAGACAAGGACAAAUACAGCACAAUUCUCUCUCGCCAAAUGUCUAUGGAUGAAGUUAAACGUCGUCUUUAUGCACUGAAACGACAGGCUCGUGGUUCUGAUCUCUAUCAAGCACCUGAAAAGUUAGAUCCACACUAUAAGUCUCCUAGACUGGCAGCUUCUACAGCUUCCUACGAAAUGUACCAAGACAUGUUGUACAUGUCAGCAGAUGAGGUACAGGCACAAUGGGAACAGCAACAAGUAGGUGCAGAAUCUCUUGUCAUUCCUCCUAAAUCUACCAGCCGUCACUCAGUAUCUAGUGUUGAUUUGGGAUCGUCUAAUCAUCAACCAGUACGACCCUUUAAGUCCCAACCCAUUAUACCACCAAGGAGUUCAUUACCUCUAACAGAAGAGAUGUGGUAUGCAGGCAACAUUUCUCGACAACAAGCAUCUGACUGUCUAACUGGAUUGAAGAAUGCAUCAUACCUUGUCCGUGCAAGAACACUCAAACGAGGAGAAAACCAUAUGUACACCAUUGACAUUGUCUGGUACGGAGGAUUGGAGCACAUCAAAGUAUUUUGUGAUUCAUCUGGCAAGCUCGGAUUCCAUCCUGAAAGAGGAGAGCACAGGACACUGCAAGAUCUAGUCACUAACUAUAAAACAGUGUCGCUCACAAAACACAACCCCAAACUAACCACAACCCUGAAAUAUCCAUACAAAGCUCCUCAACAAUGAAUAAGUUUUUAUUGUGAUGGGCAUUGUAUACAACAAACUACUAGUAUUUAGUAUGUUGCAGCUGUGUCAUGCUUUUGCUACCUGAUUGACCAUCAUUUCUAGCUCAUCAAGACUGAGAAAUUCAGAGUUUUCUACUAUGUUUGA
Molecule: messenger RNA, 3879 nt
Organism: Corticium candelabrum
Lineage: Eukaryota; Metazoa; Porifera; Homoscleromorpha; Homosclerophorida; Plakinidae
Exons: 24
Coding region: 1-3735 (1244 amino acids)
Biological process (GO): signal transduction
Molecular function (GO): protein binding
Source: RefSeq, a predicted model, not a curated record